Neoarius graeffei (lesser salmon catfish) is the source of this 2211-nucleotide messenger RNA. RefSeq names its product neuregulin 3b (gene nrg3b). The coding region runs from base 1 to 2211 and encodes 736 amino acids. Gene Ontology annotation, biological process: intracellular signal transduction; nervous system development; animal organ development. Gene Ontology annotation, molecular function: chemorepellent activity. The record is from RefSeq and is a predicted model, not a curated record. The transcript has 9 exons. NCBI's taxonomy places the organism in Eukaryota, Metazoa, Chordata, Actinopteri, Siluriformes, Ariidae.
AUGAGUGAGAGAACAGCUCUUGGGGCCACCAUGGAGACCAUGACCCUGGAGGAGCCUGGGGUUGAAGAGUCCUCUCCUCGGGUCCCGGGGCCCCUCCGCUGUGGCCCCUGUGCCAUGUGGCCCCGCCAACAGACAUGGCUGUGCGCUGUGCCCUUGGUGAUGGGAUUUGUGGGACUGGGCCUCAGUCUUAUGCUCCUCAAGUGGAUUGUAGUAGGCUCAGUCCAGGACUACGUGCCCACUGAUUUGGUUAAUGCCAAGGGUAUUGGGCAAGACCCCAUCUUCCUCUCGAAACCUAGCGCCCUGCCAAAGGGCCCAGAUGUCACCACUACAUCCACUACCUCCCCAGGCAAUACUAAUGGGCCAAUACCUGGUUCAGCUGCAGAUGGGACCUCUACAGUGCACAGGACUCAAUCAGGCACAUCCUCAAACCACAGCAGCAACAGCAGUGGGGCAAGAGGUGCUGGGGCAGUGGAGGGAAGCUCUGGGAAUCGAGUUCCACACCUUCAUAACAGGGUUGGCACACGAGGGAAUGGCACAGCUAUACCUGGGGAAAAAGAAGUAACCCCACGCAGUACCACAGUCAGAAAGCCAAGUCCAGGUGGCAGCCGAAAUGUUUAUCCCUCAUCAAGAGCUGUACCACCAAGCCCAAUAUCCAUCACUACCACAACUACUGCAAUUACCACUACUUCUACAGUGAAAAGCACAGCCACUACCCAAGUGCCCCCACCUAUCACUACAUCUACUAGGCCUACUCAGCGCUUAAACCAUGGACGCGCCUCCAAGGGGCCUUCCACCAAGCCCACUCGUCCUCACAACCGCUUCAAAACACUCGCACCUACAACCCCGACUGUCCGCUCAGAGUUCUUCAAACCUUGUCAAGACAGCCAAGAGUUGGCCUUCUGUCUGAACGAAGGAGAAUGCUUUAUUAUCGAGACAGUGGCAGGAGUUCACAGACACUGCAGAUGUAAAGAGGGUUACCGUGGACUUCGCUGUGACCAGUUUGUUCCUAAGACAGACCCUAUCCUCUCCAACCCAACAGCAGAUGAGCUUGGCAUCGAGUUCAUGGAGAGUGGAGAGACCUACCAGAGACAGAUCUUGUCAAUCUUCAGCAUCGCCAUGGGGAUUAGCUUGCUGGGUUUGACCUGCAUGGCUCUUUACUGCAGGAACAAGAGACAAAGGGGAAAGCCUAGAGCUCAUCAGACUGAGAUCCGCUCUCUGAGGGACUGCAGUCUCAUAGCUUCCCGACUCAUGUCCAAAUCCAGCCCAAGGAUUGAUUAUGACCUGCAGCAUCAAAAGUGCUGCAAAGCCCAUGGGUCGUCCUCAACACCAGGCCACAGUAUAGGAUCCAACAAUUUCAAAGUCUCUUCACCCCAUAAGAGCAGCAGACUGGCUACAGUGAAAAGUUGCAGUCCUGCUGCAAAACAAAAGAUAUCCAAUCAUCAACCUGUAUCACGUUGGACACCACCCAUCUCUAGAGCAGGACAUUAUCUAGCUGGAGGAUCAAAGGAUUCUAUUCAUAGCUACAAACAUCUCCGAGAGCUGGAGUCCACAGAUACUACAUUAGAAUCUCUGAGACGGUGUCACUCCCAAACUGAAGGUAAUCAGUACAGCCGCUCCUUUCUGAACAUGCAUACUGAAGCCUUCACCCAUUCCAGAGAAAGGUUGACCCUGGCUGAUGUUCCUUGCACUCGUCUGGAUCAGGGAACAGCAUUUCCUCCUCCAGCCCACCGUGCCUCUUCUGUUCCCAUCAUCCCUUCUGUUCAGGCAUCCAACCCGGAGGACAGGGCUGAGGAUCAAAGCACCAUGGUCUUGCAGUAUAAGGAUGGAGUUUCUGUUAGCCAAACUAUCAAUUCAGAGAAUGAAAUAGGGCCAUUGUCAAAUUGCAGCCAGGGGUCACAUGCCCUGGGGAAUCAAACCAAACACAAAAGCCUUGUCACUUACACGACAGCUUUGGGACCACGUACAGAGUCCACUAGGGCAAAGACUGUCAUCUCUAUAACUGUACUGGGAUCAGGGAAGGAGCGUGUGCACCACUCCUCCAAUUUGGCCAAAACCACUGGAAGACUAGAGCAUCAACAUGUCCAGUCCACUCACAAGGAAAAAGAGGAGCAAGGAGCUGCUUUACACAAUCCACUUAUCAGGAGAGAGAGAGACUGCUACCUUUUCACUGAGCCUAAAGGUCUGCCCAGUCUCACAGCCUCUAAGAGCUGA